This is a messenger RNA of Boleophthalmus pectinirostris (great blue-spotted mudskipper), 2345 nucleotides long. Its product is annotated as 1-phosphatidylinositol 4,5-bisphosphate phosphodiesterase delta-3-A-like. Gene Ontology annotation, biological process: intracellular signal transduction; lipid metabolic process. Gene Ontology annotation, molecular function: phosphatidylinositol-4,5-bisphosphate phospholipase C activity. Lineage: Eukaryota; Metazoa; Chordata; Actinopteri; Gobiiformes; Gobiidae. The transcript has 8 exons. The record is from RefSeq and is a predicted model, not a curated record. The annotation marks the transcript as partial.
GUGUCUCCGUACCCUCUGGUCCUGUCUUUAGAGAACCACUGCUCUGUAGAGCAGCAGGCCGUCAUGGCCAAACACCUCCGCUCCAUUCUGGGCAACAGGCUCCUCACCAAACCCCUGACCGACCAGCCCCUGAACCAACUGCCCUCUCCGGAGGAGCUGAAGUAUCGUAUUCUGGUGAAGGGGAAGAAGCACACCCCUCACCUGGGCCAACUGUCGAAGACUGGGAGCGCGGCCAGUUUCUCAUCCAGCACUGACCUGGAGGAUCUGGGGACCAGCAGCAAAAACACCCCCAAGAGGGACCCAGCUAAGGUCUCUUCCAAACUGAGCCAGGAUCUAUCAGAGCUGGUGGUAUAUUGCCGUAGUGUCUCCUUCAGUGGAUUUGAAAACACAAAUGAAAAAGCUCCAAAUGAAAUGUCCUCUUUCUCUGAGAGCGAUGCCCUAAAGCUGAUCAAAGACUCUGGAAAGCUCUUUGUACGGCACAACAGCAGGCAGCUGAGCCGGAUCUACCCCUCCGGCCAGCGUCUCCAAUCGUCCAACUAUGAUCCUCAGGAAAUGUGGAAUGGGGGUUGCCAGAUGGUGGCUCUGAACUUCCAAACCCCGGGGGAGCAGAUGGACUUGAACCAGGGCCGCUUCCUUCAGAACGGUCGUUGUGGUUAUGUACUCAAACCCAGCUUCAUGUGCAGCUCCUCCUCCGAGUUUAACCCUGAAAAUACAGGAGGAGGACCUGGCCAUGUCCCCACACAACUGACUAUACGAAUCAUUUCAGCACAGCAGCUGCCCAAAAUCAACACAGAGAAGGCCAGCUCCAUUGUGGACCCCCUCGUCUGGGUCGAGAUCCAUGGAGUGGACAUAGACAAUGCUAAAAACAAAACCCAUCGCAUCGACAACAAUGGAUUCAACCCGAGGUGGGACUGCACUCUGAGCUUCCAGCUGCAGGUGCCAGAGCUGGCCCUGGUGCGGUUUGUGGUGGAGGACCAUGAUCACACAGCAAAAAAUGACUUUGUGGGACAGUUCACUUUGCCUUUUACGAGUUUACGAACAGGUUAUCGGCACGUUCACUUACUGAAGGCAGAUGGCUCCAGUCUGUCCCCAGCCACUCUCUUUGUGCACGUUAAAGUGGCACGCAGAGGAGUUCCCAUCAAAACCGUGGCGGAGCGAAUGGCCACCGCCAAAGGCAAAGCAUGAUGUGAAUCUAAACGGCUGCUAAGCGGUUAUUCCAAAAAAAAAGCUUUGGUCAAAGCUUUUGAAUACAGCAACACUGCUUCUGCAGUGUGCCAGUGUCCUGGACCAGACCUCAAGUGGUCCAACUCACACAGAGCCACGAGUCCAAAGGAAGAGAGAAUCUGAGUCCUUAACAAAUGAUGUGCCUCAGGCUGGAUCUAUGACUCACUGUGAGAGUGUCUACAGCGCACUGAAUAUUGUAUUUUAUCGAAUACAGUGACACAAUCUGAAGUAUUUUACUUAUACUUAAUUAUUAACUCAGUAUUAACUCUAAUGAAGUGAUUAGAGGUUAAAAUAUUUAACAUAUUUAAGAGAAUGUACUUAUGUUUGUGUUGUUAUAACUGGAUAAUGCUUGCAUGUUUGAUUAUUACUACGUAAUUUUUAAAAUAUGUAAUAAUAAUUUGCAUUAUUAUAUUAAAUGUAAUUUUGUUGUAUUGUAACAGAAUACAUUUCAACAUUUUAACAAUGGGUGAUGCACACCCAGUCUUACUUGAAACAUCUCCUACAUCAAGCACUUUGUUACUGAUUUUAAAAGUAGGCUACAUACAGUAUUCUACACUGUAUCUUAAGCAGACAUUUGUUGUUUACAAAACCUCUUAAUUGUCAUUUUGAUUGUUCUGUGUCGGCAAGCUGAAGUUGUGGCUUUACGUGAAGAGGCUUAUCUCAGUGGAUUACAUAUUACUUACACACUACUGCAGAAUCUUACAAUACUGACUGAACUGUGCCCGUCAUGCUGUAGGCACUUUUAUUUAAUGUUCUGCAUUGAAUACUUAAAAAUUAUGUAACAAUUAUAACACUAGAAGCUGUGUCAAACUUUAUUCAUAAUGUGAAUUUUGUUUCAUCUUUUGUGUGUGCAAAUAAUCUACUGUUUUCAUAACAAAGUUAAACACUGUUGUGAAAUAAGAUUUGAGACAUCACUGAGUUUCAAACAUUAAAGUUUGAUAAAGUUUAGUUUGUUUUUGUCAUGGAGGAUUUGAAUAUGAAUCAGUUAGACUGGCUUUUGAGUUUUGUGUUAUAUCUAAUUAAAUCUAAAUUGUGCAAUUAAUGUAUCUGAUUAAUUUUAAUAACAUCCACCAUAGUUGAUUACAGUGCUGUAAUUACUGUCCUAUAAGCCUGAAUAAAGA